AUGCCACAAAAAAACGAAUCCCGGAUCUAUGGCGACGUCAAGCUCUUUAAGAAAAAACAAAAACACCAACGCCAGACCGUACAAAUUAACACCGACACAGACGCUCAAGUUCUUAAUGUUGCUCAAACACUCGGAAUGAUACCACCUGGUUCUGUGCCUCAACCUGCACCCGAACUUCCACCUGAACUUCUACCCAACCCUCCAGAUCAGGAUGCUGAUGGUUGGGAAGACAUCGACGAUGUCCCAGAGUACUUGAGAGAAUUCAUUCCUAACCCUCCUCCACACUCACCUAUCAUCGAUCCCGACUGUAAUAACUUUUAUCGAAGGCAUCGAGGACUUCUAGCAAUUCAACAGCGAAGUAAACUAUCCAACGCGUGGAAAUCUCUCUUACCCCAACUCACUGUCAUCUACCUUGAACGACAACAUCACACCUUGAAUUGGUCAACACACACUUCCUACUUAAAUUAUCACCCAAAGUGUUCAUGCAUGAUCUUUACUACUCGAGAAUUUGAUUUGGUUGGUUUGGCAGGCCGAAUGCGUAAACAAGUCGUACGAGUCUGCUCGUGUAUGUCUCUUCCAAUGCGAUUGAUGCACUACGGCUACCUUGCAGGAUCCCCCAAUUUACCCACUGUUGCCUUUUCCAUACCCGUAGUUCAGCUCUUCCACGAGCUCUGGAAGAAGACAACACUAUCUCUAAGCGGAUUUUUGGAAGGAUACAUGGUGUUUCUUGACUCGCGAUCUGAGAAAUACCUGCAUACCCGUAACUCCAAUUAUACAAAUCAAAAUCUCAGGCGUCAAUUUACUCAGGCUGUUGAUGUGUACCGAAGUAUCCUCAAGCAACAGAAGAUGGUUUAUCAACAUGCGCUAAACUUGUCAUCAUCACAAAAGCUUGCAGAUCAAUGUCCUAGGUGUUUCGGUCCAGCAUGUGGCGAAGUCAAAACUUCACCCAAAGAACUUGAUUUCAUAUUGGCGAUGGAUGGUAAUUUCCAACAUCGUCAUCACCUCAAAGCGUCUACCGAUCAACCUGCAGAAGAAGAUUACCCAUCUUUAUUUAUAACUCCCUUGCACAUAUCAAUCCACGAGCGUAAAGUUGAAGAUACAGCUUCUCAAGCUAAAGGUCUCAAGACGGCGUGCUCUGAAUCACACACCGCGGCAGAUGAUGUUCGCAACAGCUCGUCUUGGGAACAAUGUGAUGACACAGGCGUUUUUGGGAGUACCUGUCGCCAUGAUGUUCCUUUACGGUUCGUAAACAUCUACAAAAGUGGAGAGAAGCUACAUUAUGCAAUAACCAUUCUUGACAAUAUACUUGAGGCCUUUCCUGAAGCGCGAGUUGGUUGUUUAUACGAUAUUGGAUGUCAUCUCGAUGUUCAUAUGGAAAAACGAAAACUUCUCCCACAGUACCGAGAUCAACUUGCCUUUGCUACGUCAGUCUUCCAUGCGUAUGCACAUCAGUGGCCAUGUCAGAUCAUGUAUCAUCCACGAUUCAUCAAACACUUUGGAUUAUCCGACGGAGAGGGGCUUGAAAGGCUGUGGUCAUUUUUAUCAGAUUUAGUUUCACUUAAUAGGGUCUGCACACGACUUCAUCGGCUUCAGUCCAUCAAUAUACGUGCUGAACUGUAUGGUGAAGAGCUUACAUUUUCAUCUGCAAAAUGGCUAGUGAAAAAAUAUCACAAUGCUGUCGAAGUCUUUGGGCUGUCCCAAAACGCCUUACUCAAUCUCUACAAACUCAACAACCCAGCAAAUGAUCAAAGAUAUUUGAGUAAAUUUUUCCGUGAGCAGUGGGAAUCCGAACGCGCAGCACAAGGUAGUAAAAAUCAUCACCUGGAUAUACUGCGCUUGAAAUUAGUAAAUCUUCUUUGCUUACGAGAUAAUUUUCAAAAGCAGUGGGCUAUCAAUUUCAACGCUGAACAAGAAGCCAUGCGUGUACAAACAUUAAUUACUCUCAAUCAACAAAUUCAAGAAGCAAGCCAAAAAGUAGGCAGUGCAGGUGAUACGAUCUUUGCUAAUAAAGAUCAUAAGGAGGUCAUGUUAAAGCUAUGGAGCAGUAAGCACGAGUUGCGAAAGAAGUUCAUAAGUGUAUGUGAAGAAAAACGGCCCUUACAACUCAGUCGAACCGAUGGUAGGUCUUCCAACCUAGGGACCAGUCGGAAAUCAAUUGUGAUCAACGCUGUGAAAAAGCACGCGAUGGCGCUCAAAGGAACUCUUGAAACUUACCUAACUCAGCUGGCAAAUUAUCGCAAGGUUUUUCCAACCAACAUAGUACCAGACCCAGCCUUAAUGGACCACAAUCGGCUGCUCGUGCUAGAGCCUGAUGCACCAUUUUGGAAUGAUGGCUUCAUCACACACGCCAAUGAGCCUUGGGCCAUCGAUCCCAACACACAGCACGGUAUGAGGCAAUUAGCAUAUUAUGAACGAUCAAAAGAAGAGUUACGUCGCAUUGGAUGGGAGAUCAGGCAAUCAAUGCGAUGGGCAACUCAACAACAUAUAUCUUUGAUGGACAUAUUUCAAGACCUUAGGAAGUCAGAACCAACUUCUGAUGCUGCUCGAGCAUUUUUGUCUUCGCCCUUUCUCUCUUCACCUGACCCGACCACGAUAUCAGAUGCAGAAACUGUGAUUGUAUGGACUCGCCUAGUUGAUGUCUUACAUCUACAAGAGGUGUGGAAUCUGGACCUUAUGGAAAUCUUUCUCAAAACCGAUCUUCAAGAUGGGGAUGGGGAACUCCUUGAACAAUGGAAUUCUCAAGUCGCUUUGAUUGCCAGAAUGCGUGCAAAUGGCAGUCUAACUCCAGUCCUCGGCAAUUUCUCGACUAUCACGGUGGAAUCUUUUGAAUCCGACUCUGACCCGGAUGCCACCGACACCGAUCACACAACAGCUGACGAAAUUGAAUCUUCAGAUGCUGGAUCUAGUGACGAUGAAGAGCUGCGGAUUUUGGAGGAAUUGAAUGAAGAAGAUGCACUUAGUGCUCUAUCCAGUGCACUCAAUUUGACUAAUUUGAACAAUGAUGAUCCUGACGCAUCAGAUGUGCCUCUGCCUUUUGUUAACUGA
Melampsora larici-populina 98AG31 is the source of this 3045-nucleotide messenger RNA. RefSeq lists its product as uncharacterized. The transcript is spliced from 9 exons. NCBI's taxonomy places the organism in Eukaryota, Fungi, Basidiomycota, Pucciniomycetes, Pucciniales, Melampsoraceae. Bases 1 to 3045 code for a protein of 1014 amino acids. The record is from RefSeq and is a predicted model, not a curated record.